AUGGUGGCGGACAGAGACGUGCAGGAGGAGGAAGAGGUUCAGGAAGACCGCCUGCUCACCUCAGCGCUGGAGGAGCUUCACACAGAGCUACUGCAGGGAUUCCGUCGCUGGCGCAGCACCUGCGAAGAUAGCGACGACUUCGACAUACCCGAGAGACGUGAGGGCACCAUGCCCCCUCUUGCUGGAGCUCGCUGGACCCAGUUGCCAGCCUCCAUCUACGGGGGUCGAUCCGAUUAUGCUCUCGAAGCGUCAAGGCAGUUGGCCGAGAUUACAGCAUACUUGUUAGUCUGGGGUGAGAGCGGAAACGUUCGGUUCAUGCCAGAGGUUGUUUAUUUUUUGACGGAGAUGGUUCUCGGCGCGGAAGCCCCGGGACCAGCCGGUCUGUAUGGAGGAGGUGGAAGGCCUGCGGCUGGAUCUUCCUUUCAGAGCCGCAGCUUCCUAGCAAAGGUCGUCCGGCCGAUUUACAACGUAGUCUUUGACGAGUGGUACGAGAAGGUUGACAAGAACGGCAGCAAGGACAAAAAGAUCCUUCACAAGGGAUACGAGGCAUUUCUGCCUCCAGAUGUUGCCAACUAUGAUGAUUGGAACGAGCUCUUCUGCGAUCCGACAAGACUUGCUGCGACCAUGGUCUGCCAGGAUGGGGAGCUCUUCUGCGAGAUUGACCAUGGGCAGCGCUUUGCCAACUUACAUAGAGUGGCGUGGGAAUGGACAUUGGACCGUUUCGAGACCAAGACACAUCGUGAGGUGCACUCACUGUGGGGAUUCCUGGCCUCCACGCACAGAGUGUGGCUUGUGCACAUGCUGUUGUUUGCAGUCGGGCUCACGCUCACGAUAGCGGACCCGCCUCACAUCGAUUUUGGUCAUGUCGCUCUCCUGGGGAACACCUUUCCCGUGCGACUUGCAGCUGUUGGGCUUGUGGUGCCACUUCAUGCCAUCCUCUGGGGUUUCGCCCGGUACGAGACGACGGGCGCCACCGUCUGCCGCAGGAUCAACUCACCAAGCUGCUGGUUUGCCGGCAUCGGUCGCACCCUGCUCUGGGCAUCGCCGUUGGUCACCUAUGCUGCUUUGCGGUAUGUGGAACUGAAGGGCGAAAAGUUGUCGGAAAGCAAAGAUCUUCAGCUGGGAAUGGUGCUCUCUGCGCAUUCAGUGCUUUCUGCUUUGGGCCUGGUGGCGCACCUCUUCUUCCCAGAUCGGACCUACGACAUCUUGUUCCCCAGGACGCCGGUGCACCUCUGUCUGCUUGUGGUGCGCUACACCUUCUGGUUCUUUGUGCUUGCCAUCAAGUUCCUUGUGAGCUUCACAAUCUUUGCUUCCGUAUACCACCUGAUGCAUCGGGAUUUGCGCAUCAUCAUGCUGGGACAGCAGAGUGUCACAGAGAUGAAGUUCUCGUGGAGCAGCGUGGACUGGGGCAAAGAUGUAUUGGAGUGGGCACUGCUGUGGUUCACCACGUUCUUCCUGUUCUGUGCAGACACAGGGAUGUGGUUCACUCUCGGCUGCACAUUCCUCGGUGUUGGCACCUACUUCGCACAGCGCUCGUGUGAAAUUGGCACAUUCUGCCUGGAGGAUGCGGUGGCGAAAAUUCCUGAGAGGAUGUCUGAGAAAGUGUUUUGCUUCGUCAAGAAGCAUGUCCAGGGCCGGGAGAUGGCCCGCGAGUUUCCACUGGUCUGGGACCGCAUCUUGGAGUACAUGAGAUACGAAGAUAAGAUCGGGAACCAGUUCAUGGCAGAUCAGUCCUUCAUGACAAAGUUCGACAGCCGUGGCAUCGAGUGGAGUAGCCUGAGCAAGGCUAUCCAACCAGCCCUGCCUGGGGCCGGCGCCGGAGAUGGGUCCUCACAGCUUCGGAUCGUUAUACCGAACCUGUUCAAAGAGCAGUCUGUUAUCCAACGAGCUUGCCAAGCCUUCGUUCCGCACGCACAUUGGCCAGCAAAUGCGGAAGUACAGUGGCGACUACUCGCUUUGUCUCGUGGGCUCGGCCUUCCUAUCCCGAAGCCUUUCCGAGCGCCCUACAUACCGGGCAUCACGGUGCUGAUCCCGCAUUAUGGCGAGACCAUACUGGAGCAAAAGGAGUCGCUGUACGGUGGUCGUGCUGAUGACACAGUUCCUCUCAUGGACUGGUUGAAGGCUCGCUAUGAGGACGAAUGGCUGAACUUCGAUGCCCGUAUGCAGGCGAAACCCGACGUCCACCUACCACAUGGAGCCAAUUGGGACGAGUACACGGAUGAGCAGUGGGAGAAAAUUUGUGGCUGGUCCUCUAUGCGAUUGCAGACUUUGUGGCGAACAGUUGCGGGCAUGAUGCUGUACCAUCCUGCUCUGCAGUGCCACUAUGAAGUGCAAGGUGUGGGCCGGAUUGUUGGUGAGAGGAAGCCUGCUUUGGCCCAGGUCUGGACUCCCAAUGACUGUUUCAGUUGCAUCGUUUCCAUGCAACAAUAUGCCAAUUUCGAGCCGGUGAGAUACCAGCACACGAACCAGAUGUUUGCCAAGUUUCCGAGCAGUUUGAAGGUGGCCUACAUCGAUCAGAAAGACAAGAAUGUUCAUGCAGAGGUCGACAAUGUGCAUCCAAGACAGCAUCGGCGCUACUUCAGCUGUUUGAUCGAUGGGUCAUGCGCAGACAUUGGUGGUGGACGAAGAGCUGCCAGGUACACAGUUGAGUUGCCUGGAUACCCGAUCUUGGGUGAUGGGAAGAGCGACAACCAAAACCAUGCCAUUAUCUUCCUCCGAGGUAUCUUUAGCCAAUGCAUUGACGCCAACCAGGGAGGCUAUUUCGAGCAGAUGUUGAUGCUUCCGUGCGUUCUUGGAGAGUUCCGGACCGCGUACAUCGGCGAUGACGCCGCCAAACAAAUCAUUGGCCUUCCGGAGCACAUCACCAGUGACAUCGGAUCAGUUGGGGACUUUGCGGCAGGAUCCGAAGUGGCCUUUGGCACCAUCCUGCAGCGUACCUACGCCGUGCUGGGUGCACGAAUGCACUACGGGCAUCCUGACAUCAUGAACAAGCAGUUCAUGAUCCAACAGGGCGGCGUCUCGAAAGCCACGAAGACCAUCAACCUGUCUGAGGACAUCUUUGCCGGCAUGGACUUCACCCUGCGGGGUCAAGGUCGCUCCAUCAAGCACUGUGAGUACUUUCAUGUGGCCAAGGGACGAGACCUCGGCUUCAACACGGUGCUGGGCUUCUUCUCCAAGCUUUCCUCCGGAGCUGGCGAGCAGAUCCUCACGCGGCAGAUGUUCCGCCUCGGCCAGAUUCUGCACUUGCCUGAAGCUUUGACCUUCUACUAUGCUCACGUUGGCUACUACAUCACACAGGGCUUGGUAUCAGCAUCGAUGCCGAUUCUUGUCUUUGCGUGGAUGGUUGUUCUCGCUGGUGAUUGUGAAACAACAUUCAAGGUCUUCGAAAAUUACUGUCCCACCGUCCCUGCCGCCCAGGCCAUGGCCAACCUCCUGUCAGUGUGGUACUCGUGGGUGAUUUUCUUAUUCCUGGUGGCAACUUCCAUGCCAUUGUUUGCAGAGUCAUGGAUGGAGAGGAGUUUUGGACAUGCUGUGUGGAGAUUGGGCAAGCAGUACCUGACAUUGUCCUUCUUGAUGUUCGUGUUCCAGGCCAAGAUCAUCGGCUACUAUGUGGUGAACGAGCUGCGGUAUGGAGGUGCGCAGUACGUGGCAACAGGCCGUGGGUUGCCGACGUAUCGUCGACCUUUCAUUGGCGAGAUUGAACCUGGCACCACGAAACUGACGAAGGUCGGUGGGCUAUAUCUCGACUACGCUGUGUACACGUACUAUGAUGGAAUGCGACUACUCGCAAGCUGCAUCGUGGUAUUGCUCCUGGGUGGUGUGUCAGAUGCUGGUGGCCAAGCAUCAAGCUUGGGAUUUACCUGGCUUGCCAUCGGGAUCACUAUCGUUUCGUGGCUCUAUGGACCGUUUGUGUUCAACCCGUACCAAUUCGACUUGGGCGAAGUGCGAAACGAUGUGAGGGCAUGGAUCGGGUUCUUCCUGGAAGAUCAAGGCAAGCUGUGGGUCGAGAACUAUCAGAAGACCCAGCUGAAGCCCCUGAAGGGCUUCAGAGAGUCUGUCAUUGGUGUUACCUUCUUGAUCUCCAUUUUCUGCCUGGCCAUCUGGUUUGCCAUCUUGACGCACAAGCUCCAGCUCCUGGAGGUGAUUUACUCCGCGUACACAUCAGUUGGCACCACUUCAAUUCUCACGCUGCUUCCGCCGGUAGGCCUCUCGCUGCUGUAUUGCCUGGUCGUAAGCGUGCUCGAGGCAAUUUUGGGGUGCCCAAGGGUGGUGGUCCCACCAGCCCCGCCGCGGCGGACACGUGCCACAGAUCUAGAGGGUGCCAGUAGCAGUUCGGAAUCUGACAGCGAGGAGGCAGGAGCCAUGGGCCGUGCGACCUUGGCAGAAGCCGGAGUGCCCGUGCAUGCGGCAAUGCUGGACACAGUGGUGGAUCGACCACUUGAGAGCGACGACGAGGCAGAGCGUGGCUGCAAACUGCCAGAGGCAGUUCCCCUUGCCUUCUCUGCCUUGAUGGUGACUGCGAUUGAGGUCGUGGAAAGUCUGCUUCCGCUCUACGUCGCUUUCGACCCCUUGAAAGGAAGCGGUGCUGGGUGGAGCAAGACCUUUGUCUCAGGCUUGGUGCUGAAGUACCUGCUCUAUGAGAUAGUCUUGUUCGUUUCUGAGGGUGUCCUUCGAUCGAGGUGUUAUGACCGGGUUGGAAGUUUUCUGCAAUUCCUCAGCUUGUGGGUGCAUGCCAAUCGCAUGUUUCGGGACAUGUUCGUAUCAAGCUUCAUCCUCUUGACUCUGUCUCCUCUGGUGUUGGUGGACACCAUCAACGGAAUGCUGUGUGAGGAGUGCAGUCUUCACAACCUUCUCGUCUAUCGCGAUCCUGGACAUCUGGCUAAGGAGGCGUUCGCCCUGCACUACACCGCCGAGGAGUCCGACUCAGCGGAGGACCGGGAGGAUGGCUUGGCAAGCGGCAGGAGGGCCAGUCGAUCAGCAAGCCGGACGCUAGGAGCUAUGUGGAGCGGCAUGCGAGGGGCUCGCACGCCCUCCGUUCCACCUACGACGACUUACAGAUAA
Messenger RNA from Symbiodinium natans, 5061 nucleotides. NCBI's taxonomy places the organism in Eukaryota, Dinophyceae, Suessiales, Symbiodiniaceae. The record is from the annotation of a GenBank genome assembly.